CAUAUUAAAUACAUUUGAUAUAAAAUUGGAGAAACUUGAGAAAGCUGUCUCACCUAUAUAUAAAGAAUCUGGAAAUUUACAAACAAGAUUGAAAAAUGCUGAAAACUUGAUGCAAAGUCUUGAUCAUGUUUUAGGGUAUUAUAAUACAUUUAAAGAAUCUGAACAAAUAAUAAAUCAAACAAAUCUUGAUGAAAAUGUUGAGGAAUAUUUAAGCCAGAUGGAUAAGAUUGUUGUUGCCAAAGAUUUUUUUGCUGAGAAUCUCCUAUCAAGCAAUGAAUUAUCCAAAAUUAAUGAACUCUAUAAUCAAGGAUGCAACAAUUUGGAGAAGGAGUUCAAAUACGUAUUAACCCAAAACAGCAGGCCCAUUCCGCCCCACAUCAUAAAUGACUUGGUGAAUAACGAGGAAGAUUUGACUCCCGAAAAUGUCCAAACUAUAACAAAUUUCCCGGUCAAUGUUUGUCAAGACCUCUACAAAUUAUCCAGUUGGUUAAGCAAGGGCUCGGAAUCACCUAAUUUUAUGGGAACCUACUCCAACGUAAGGGGCGACAAUUUGGCACAAUCUUUGAGGGGGUUGAGGGAUCACGUUAAAUCUCAAAGCGGAAGCGGAUCUUCGCUCUCGACUCCCUCUAGCUUCCUGAGUAGCAGUUACAAGCUCUCCAACUACACUAAUAACUCCUCCGAGAGUUUCGUUAAUUUCAAAAAUUUCAGGAGAAAAUUUUUCCGCAAUUCGUCGGCUUCCUUCAAAUCGAGUAAUUUGCCUCCCUCCCUUAAUAACAACGCGAACCCUAAUGCGAACACAUCGUCCGAUAAAGAUAUCGAUAUCGAGAUAUACUUGACAGCAUUUCACGCCUUACUAAAACUCAUGCAGCUCGAAGAAAAACUCAUGGGUUUAUGCCUCCCCGAAACUUUGUUCUGGCAAAUAUUCGGAGCAUUGGUUCAAGCCCCGCUGGAGUCUAUGCUCAGCGAAGGUGACGUCAUCGUUAACGCCGUUCUAACCGCCAUAAAAGCCAAGGACUUUUCACCCGUGGCCAUUUGCAUAUUCCCGAUUUUCAAAUACCUAUUGGGGCUUAAGCCUCAACUAGAUUCCGUUUUUAUAUAUUGCAAACAGGUCACGAAACAAAAAUUCGAGAGCUUGAUGGAUCACAUGACCGAGGUCAGCUUCGAACUCCUGGAAAACUACCUGGAAACCAUCAGAAGCAACAACGCCUCGGGGCUGUGCCUCUCUGGCUCGUCAAAUAUUAACGAAUUUGAGGGCUACACGAGCUUGAACUCGUCCAGCACCAACUAUUACGCUAACCUACCUAAAGAUGGAAUAGUCCACGAGAUAACUAGCAAUACUUGCCUAUUCCUGGAAAACAUAUCGGAGUUCAUGGAUAUCAUCGGCAACAUUCUCAUCAAAAAAGACCCCAUAACCUACCCUCUAUCCUCGAUUUCGCCCCCUCGUACCCUUCUCAGCGAUUCUACUUCUCAUUCAACUCGCUCUUCCCUUUCACCCUCUCACAGAUCUAAUCAUAAUUAUCAAAGUUACCCUAGGUCAGGUUCAUUUACCCCCACGGGCGACGAAAAUAUGUCCAAAGUGAACUCGACAUUUGUCCAACUUAACAACGUGACGGCCGACACCAAAAAGGCCUUUUCCGUUUACCUGAGCCGAAUUUUAUCGACGUUGGGCCUUAAUCUGCGACUUAAAUUCGAGGCUUACAACGAGGAGGCUUUGGGUAGCGUAUUCCUCAUAAAUAACUUCUCUUACGUGCUCAAAUUCUUACGGAAGAAUGCUCACUUGCUGCAAGUGGUCAAGAUAUCGACUCCUAGAGUGGAAGAAUAUUACGAACAGCAGAUUCAGGAAUUCAAGAGGAUUUAUUCGCAAUGCUGGGGUAAGGCUUUGUAUUACAUGAAUGAAAAAUCCGGUCCUCACAUAAACAUUCCCAAAGCUAUGACAUCUGUCACCUCGCCCGAUGUCUAUUCUAGCAAAGGAAGCAUAACCGCUAACACGGCUUCCUUCAAAUUGAAAGACAAGGAUAAACAAGCUAUCAAGGACAAAUUUACGGGUUUCAACAAGGAAUUCGAAGAAUUAGCCAAUAAGCACAAAAAAUAUUUCGUGGCCGACCCGAAGAUGAGAGAAACGUUGAGGUUAGAGACCAAGGCUUUCAUCCUCCCGUUAUACAAAGAAUUUAGAAACAAAUUUAUGAAUGUUCCCUUUUCGAAAAAUCCCGAAAAAUAUAUUAAAUACGAGAAUGAACGAAUUUCCGAAGAAAUUGACCAAUUUUUUACUGGAACUGAUUAAAACGGAGAUUAAUUUUUAUAAGCAUAUUUGUUAUUAAA
Molecule: messenger RNA, 2319 nt
Organism: Gordionus sp. m RMFG-2023
Lineage: Eukaryota; Metazoa; Nematomorpha; Gordioida; Chordodea; Parachordodidae
Product: exocyst complex component 7-like
Exons: 18
Coding region: 110-2281 (723 amino acids)
Biological process (GO): exocytosis
Cellular component (GO): exocyst
Molecular function (GO): phosphatidylinositol-4,5-bisphosphate binding
Source: RefSeq, a predicted model, not a curated record